UACGGGUGCUUGGCCAACGCAAAUUUAAGGGGAAUCGCAGCCUACACAAAGCCAGAUCUGAGCUUCCCUCACACUUAUCAUCAUCAUCGGCGUGGAGGGAGAUAUUACCAUCAUCAGUGCGAGGGCAAAGGAGUCACGACCACACUUUACACAAUGUAGAGCACGGAAACAGAAGAGGUGUGGUAGGAGCCAGGUCUCUGCAGUGGUGAAAUCACAUUUUGCACUUGGGGUCAUUUAGUGUGGACGUCUAUUUGCAGCAACAAGACCUCGACAUGAGCAACCCCCAGGCUCCUCCUAAGGCUGGUGCCUCCGAGCUGGAGGUUAUCUCCCAGCAAGUGGAGGAGGACAACCAGUGCGUGGCCCCUGUCCAGCUGGUCAGCUUCACCUACAGAGACUUGCCUUUAGCCGCCCUGGAUAUAUCCCUGGCUGGCUCCCAGCUCAUCUCGAACCCAGAUGAAGAGGACAACAGAGAGGGGUCGAACUGGCUCAAGCCAUGCUGUGGACGAAGGGCAGCGCUGUGGCAGGUCUGUCUGCUGUCGGCGGGUUUCAACUGUUUCCUGGUGGCCUGUGUCAUUCUGGUGGUGGUGCUGCUGACACUGGAGCUGCUCAUAGACACCAAGUUGUUGCAGUUUAAUAAUGCAUUCCAGUUUGCCAGCAUCAUCCACUGGAUUAGCCUGGCUAUUCUCUCUGUGUUCUUCACGGAGACCGUGUUCAGGAUCGUGGUAUUGGGGAUAUGGGAUUACAUAGAGAACAAAGUAGAGGUGUUUGAUGGAGCUGUCAUCGUCCUUUCUCUGGCCCCCAUGGUGGCCUCCACAGUGGCCAACGGCCCCAGCAGCCCCUGGGACGCUAUCGGUCUCAUCAUCACACUGCGCAUCUGGAGGGUCAAGAGGAUCAUUGAUGCCUAUGUGCUGCAAGUGAAGGUGGAGAUGGAGAUGGAGAUCCAGCAGUAUGAGAAGGCCAAAGCGGUGAGGGAGGAACAACUUGACCGGCUCACCCAGAUCUGCCAAGAACAGGCAUUUGAAAUUAGGCAGCUGAGAGCCCACCUGGCCCAGCAGGACCUGGAUCUGGUAGCAGAGCGUGAAGCAGCCAUGCAGAUCCACCAUAUGUGGGGUAAACAGAGCAGCAGUUUCCAGGAAGUGGACGGGCUGGCCCCUGGGGUCUCCGAGCAUCACGGGCCAGCUAAAGCCAGAGAGCCCGGGGGGCCUGCAGAUCACCACGGUCAAGAUGACAUGAACAACUACAUCAGCCAGUACUACAGUGAGCCAAGCAGUGAUAUGGGGAUCCCAGACCCUGCACGUGUCAUCACCACAGCAGCCAUAGACGUGCACCUGCCUAACAACCCCAGCCAGCUUCCCUCCUCUUUGGUAAGUGCUGACGCAUUGACGUCCAGCCGUUUGCAGCGCACUGGCAGCGAAGCCUCCACCACCACGGUGUCCCGCACCAGCUUCAGCGCCCGUCAGCACAGUAUCAGCAGCCACACACUGGGCUCCACUACAGACUGCAGCUCCACGGUGCGCGAGGCCUCCACAUCCACAGAUUACAGCGACCAACGCUGCUACCCACCACCCUACAGCAGCCCUCUAGCCCUGGGCACUCAGCCACGGGGGAGUCCCAGCGCUGUGGUGCAGGAGCUGCUCUCCUCUCUGUCCGAGGACUCCUGUCUCACCCAGAAGGGCCUGGACCCUGUCAACCUGAAACCGCCCAGCCCAGCAGGUUCCACUAAAACCAGCCCCGAGCUGGAGCACAGGGUCAACAUCUACAACAAGAGGAACCAGGAGAGCAGAGUUGGGCUGCACUCAAAGCCUCUCAUCCAUCUGCAGGGCAACGAGCCUCUUCUAGAGGAGAAGUACAGGAUGAUGGAGCCAGUAGACGGCCCAGUCAACCGUCUGUCAGAGACAUAAGACCCUGCCUGACAUGUGGAACUUCACAGGACUCACUCUUCAGAUGAACCGCAAAAAUUAACGCUGUACUAAACUCUGGUGUGGUUGGGAGUCACUGGCACAUAAACUUUAUGUCUGUCAUCCUCUUUGUACUGUUGCACAGGAUGAGCUAAGCAGAGCAGCACAAAAACAGAGGGCAUGGAAGACUGGAGGAGGCAGACUUGUUAUCAGGCACCACUUAUCAGGAAUUGACAUUCACAAAAACACUUUGAGUUUUAUGAAAUCUUACCAAAAGAAACCAGCAACAGGGCUCGAGCCCAAAAUUUUCAGACAACUGGUCUGUGCAGAAAAAGAAAAAAAAUGUGGCUUUUGAUAAGUUAAAGUUUUGGUUUAAUUUAUAGGAAGGGAAACCAGUGAGGGGAUGGUGCUGAGGGCUAAGUUCCUCUGAUACACGUUAUGGAAUUGACUGGACUGAUCAGAUCAUGUAUUGGAGGGCCACAAACUGUGAAUCUCUUCCUGUAAACUACAAGGCAUGGAUUUAUCAUAAGUGCAGGUGUAUUGGCUGUUUUGAUAGUCUAGUGUCUCCAAACUCACAAAGAACAGUCCCCUUUGAUUGGACUGCUGCAGGGUACAUUGGGUCAGUCUCAACUCCUUUCUAAUCUUUGUCUUUCUAUAUUAGCCAUGUUAACAUUUUUAUCUAAAUUCUAUGAGAGGAAAAGAGUGCAGAAAAGUUUGACUGGUGGGUGAUUCCAGUGAUUCAGAGAAUUUUUAUCCAGGUGCCAUGACUGGAAUCUGACCAAACUCAAACCUGAGUCAGUGCUUAAUGAGAUUCAGCAAACCACAGCAUGUCCCUCACGUACCGAAUUGAUCUACCUGCACAUGAUAGAUUUGACAUCAUUCAGGUCUAAAAUGUUACCUUCUUAUUUUAAUGUCUGGAAGCUGUGUAAAUAUUUCAGGAUGGGUUUGAUCAUCAUAUCACAGCCAGAAAAAGUGAGGGACUGGAAGUGGAGCUAUAAUAAAAUGU
Morone saxatilis (striped sea-bass) is the source of this 2904-nucleotide messenger RNA. RefSeq names its product transmembrane protein 266 (gene tmem266). Gene Ontology annotation, molecular function: voltage-gated channel activity. Gene Ontology annotation, cellular component: plasma membrane. The record is from RefSeq and is a predicted model, not a curated record. Bases 273 to 1901 code for a protein of 542 amino acids. Lineage: Eukaryota; Metazoa; Chordata; Actinopteri; Moronidae. The transcript is spliced from 11 exons.